Molecule: messenger RNA, 1083 nt
Organism: Trichechus manatus latirostris (Florida manatee)
Lineage: Eukaryota; Metazoa; Chordata; Mammalia; Sirenia; Trichechidae
Product: cytochrome c oxidase assembly factor 7
Exons: 3
Coding region: 62-757 (231 amino acids)
Cellular component (GO): mitochondrial intermembrane space
Molecular function (GO): protein binding
Source: RefSeq, a predicted model, not a curated record
ACCGUGGGGCGGGUGUGCGGCGGGGAGCGCCUGGGUAACCACGACUGGGUAAGCAACAGCCAUGGCCGGGGUUGUGGACUUCCAGGACGAAGAGCAGGUGAAGUCUUUUCUGCAGAAUAUGGAGGUGGAAUGCAACUACCAGUGCUACCGCGAGAAGGACCCAGACGGUUGCUAUCGUCUGGUGGACUAUUUAGAAGGGAUCCAGAAGAAUUUUGAUGAGGCUGCCAAGGUGAUGAAGUUCAACUGUGAAGAGAACCAGCACAGUGAUAGCUGCUACAAACUGGGGACCUAUUAUGUGACUGGGAAAGGUGGACUGACUCAGGACCUGAAAGCUGCUUCUAACUGCUUUUUGAUGGCCUGUAAGAAGCCAGGAAAGAAGUCUGUGGAGGCAUGUCACAAUGUUGGUCUCCUGGCACAUGAUGGACAGGUCAAUGAGGAUGGCCACCCUGACCUGGGAAAGGCCAGGGACUACUACACAAAGGCCUGUGAUGGCAGCUAUGCUGCCAGCUGCUUCAACCUCAGUGCCAUGUUCCUCCAGGGUGCCCCUGGCUUCCCCAAGGACAUGAACUUGGCGUGCAAGUACUCCAUGAGAGCCUGUGACCUGGGCCAUGUCUGGGCCUGCGCCAAUGCUAGCCGCAUGUACAGGUUGGGGGAUGGUGUUGAUAAGGAUGAGGCGAAGGCCGAGGUGCUAAAAAAUCGAGCCAAGCAGUUGCAUAAAGAACAGCAGAAAAGUGUCCACCCCUUAACAUUUGGGUAACGUGACCCACCCUCUGAGGCAACAAACAACUUGAGGCUAGUACCUCCUGUUUCUGAGAAUCGAUGCAGCCCUUGGAGGUCAACUUUUCUGGAGCAGAAAGACUUGGGACUUGCUGCUAGUUGCUCUUGUUACAUAGAACCAUUGCCCCAGAGUGUCACCUACUGGGAUGCAGCCUCCACGUUCAUUUCAGUCAGUAUUCCUUCAUCUGGGUGUGUUCUGUGAAGGCACCCGAAUUUAGGGAGUCUUAGCUCUCAAACUCCUGCAGCUCUUUGAAAAAUAGGAACAAGUUUGACGGCCAUAGACACUUGUGGAGGGGAAAAAAAAAA